GUCACAUCCGCUCCAUGAGCUUAUGACGAUCGGCGUGAUUCAUCGAGUAGUAGAAAAGAACUCCGAUCUCGUCGUUUGUGCGUGCGUGUGAUCGGCAACGAAGGGGAUCUUUGGUGGUUUGGAAGCGGUGUGUGUUGUGCGCGCGUAACCGUAGAAGGGGAUUUUCUUCUUUUUUACAUUGCAUGCGUGCGCGUCUCGCCGUAGUGUCUCCGGCCGCCCCUGCCCUGGCACGGCACGGAUCGUCGAGUGAUCAAACAUGGAUGACUCGAGGUCGGACGCUCUGACCGACGAUUUCGUCGCACGGAAUUUGCGACAGUGCAGCUGACCAUCGUCGUCACACUGCGCCGAGACGACCCUUCGGCUCCACACGUUCGUCAAAGUGUAAUUCCUAAGCCUAAUUUUACGCUCUUCUCUCUACGUUUUCGGCCGGAGGCUAGGACGUAGGACCGAGUCCUGUCGGAAGUUCGAACUGCUGCGUGACUCCCGGCACGAAAAAACAAAAAAACAAAACGUGAUUUCGCGAGAAUACAUAUAAUUUUUUUUAAACAGCCGUUAAUUGAUAUUGACCUUGGUGAAUUCGAUCUUGCUGGAAACGCUUUGAACGCGCUUAUUUGACUGCUUCGGUGAUCGUCGAAGAUCGGAGAGCUUGGUGGGUACGGCGAACGGUCGACAAAGCUCCAAGUGUGCGCCAAAAGUGUCCAGAUCAUCGCUAAAGAUCCAAGUUCGUGCUCCCUUUAGAUAACAGUGGCUUUGUGGUUCGAUCUUCAAUCAACGACAUCAUGAAGCGACUAGGGAAGAAGGCGCUAGGGAAGAUCAUCAUGCCGGAGCCGGACCAGAACACACAUCAGAGAGUCACUCCUCCCCGCAACCUGGACUCGCGGGCAAAGCUGGUGGUGGAGGGCCGAGAGAUCGACGUGUCCACCGAAGACCUGGAGGUGAUCCAGCUGCUGGGCAGGGGAGCCUACGGCAUCGUGGAGAAGAUGCGGCACGUGCCAACUGGCACCAUAAUGGCCGUAAAGCGCAUCACCUUCACGGAGUGCACCCAGGAGCAGAAGCGCCUGCUCAUGGACCUGGACGUGUCGAUGCGCACGAGCGACUACCCCAACACGGUGCAGUUCUACGGGGCGCUGUUCCGGGAAGGGGACGUCUGGAUCUGCAUGGAGGUCAUGGACACGUCUUUGGACAAGUUCUACCAGAAGGUCUUUGCCCAGGGCAAGACCAUCCCCGAGAGCAUCCUGGGCAAGAUUGCCUACUCGGUGGUGAGUGCCCUUCACUACCUCCAGAGCAAGCUGCACGUGAUCCACCGCGACGUGAAGCCAUCCAACAUCCUCAUCAAUCGGCAGGGAGACGUCAAGAUGUGCGACUUUGGCAUAUCGGGCUAUCUGGUCGAAUCCAUAGCCAAGACCAUGAACGCCGGCUGCAAGCCCUACAUGGCGCCGGAGCGAAUCAACCCGGAACGUUCUCACCUCGGCUACGACGUCAAGUCCGACGUCUGGAGCCUGGGCAUCACGAUGAUUGAGCUGUCCAUAGGGAAGUUCCCCUACCCGAGCUUCCGGAAUCCCUUUGAGCAGCUGAAACACGUCAUUGAAGACGAUCCUCCGAGGUUGCCAGCCGGCCAGUUCUCUCCGGAGUACGAAGACUUCAUCAGUGCCUGCUUGCAGAAGCAGUCCACGAAACGGCCCAACUACCCAGAACUCCUCAAGAUGCCCUUCUUGGAGCGGCAGUCCGGAAACUCCACAGAGAUUUCCGAGUUCAUCUCAGAGAUCUUGGACGCCGGGAGCGCCGCCGCCAAGGGGAACGCUCCGUCGGACUAAGCCCCGACCUCCGGCAGUCCAGGGUCGUCUGCUACCUGCAAUCCGUCUUGGCUCGACCUGGCCGCCACCAGGUUUUGCCGCUACGCAAGCCUAUCCGAGAAGCCGGAUGGCUGCGCACUUCGGACAGCUGCCCGGCUUCAACAUGGACUCGAAACCGAGUUUCACGGAAGUCACAGUGACUCGUGCGGAAGUGCGUGAACGCCAACAUUGAUGCGGGACCGACGCGAAGAGGUUGUCGUCGACUUGUUUGUGGUGUGUGACCCUCCAGUUUGAGACGGUCGUAAAGUUCUAACGUGGGACGUCGGCAGGCUUCCGGCUCGUCGGACUCGCGUAACGCAAUAACGCGAGGCUCGGGUGUGCUCAAAACUCGGCCGACGACGUGCGUCAGCGCGUCGACGGAGUUGAGUGAUGGACCGUGACGGCGCUUCGUAGCUUUUCCCGUUGGAGCGGUGCGACACAACGAAGUCUCAACUCAUGGCAUCCAAACUUGCACGGCUCAACAUCGUCCAGUUUGGGCUCAAGUCUAGCAACAAACUUAGAUGCGUUUUGCUUCUUUUUUUUUUUUAACUCAAGUUGCAGAGUUUGUUUCAGCAGCUCCCAGAAUCAAAAGCGCCGGCAUCAGAAACGAAAUCGCACAAAUUGUAGCCAUGUCUCUAAUUAAAUUAGCGCUUUCCUUCUUUUUUUUUUGCAACAGGAUUUUAAAGAGGAGCGUGCGAAAGCUGUUCUCAUUGGAAGCAACCGAGUACCCUAACUCGUUCCCAGACAGCGAGCUGCGAAUCGGUUUCCACAUCUUGUCUAGGAACUCUCUAAACAGGAAAGUGCAGGCCAUAAGCCACCCAAAUAUUCAAUAAAUCUUUCACGUUUCGACACGGGUUAAAAAAUGUCGUUCACGCAAGUUCUUUAUAGUAGCGCCUUUUCUCGGGUACAUGCCACAAACGCCAAAGGCUCACAAAAAAAAAAAAAAAAAUAAUGAGAACUUGUUUGGUAAUUUUAUGUUGAUUGGAGCUGUGAUACGACUUUAUCCAGUAAGUUUGGGUGAAUUCGUUUAUAUUUUGUAGCAAUUGAAACUGAGGGAGAUGGGGGGGGUGCGGGUGCUGUGCGAGUGCACACGGGGAUGCCGGAUCGCCAAGCUCGGGUGUUGGAUUGAUUAGUGUGUAGGCACAAAGCUAGCCGUUUUAGUCUACACUCGCCGUUCGAAAGUAAAUGCCGCCAUUCGAACGUGUUUGAAUGCUCUCCCUUCUCCCUCAGGUUCUACCCGUAUGGGUGGGGUUCCGUGUUUUGGGAAAUCAUUUUGUCCUCUGCAAACGACGUUGUUGUUUUUUUGUUUUUUUUUAAUUUUUGGUUUUGGACAAGAGGUGUCGCUUAUCGGUGCUUGUGUUGACGGAAACUGGACGAUUGUCAGAAAGACAAUCAGUCUUGCUGACAGUUCGGCCUGCAAGGUCGAGUGGGGCCGUAUUCUUGAUCAACGAAAGAUAAGGCUGUAGUUAAAGAUUUUUUUCUGUGAAGCUAGGGGACUUUUUUUUUUAUAAAGGAAAGUUCCAAUUUGUUUUUGUUUUUCGUGUUUUUUUUCUCUUGGUUUUUUAUUUUGAUUAAAAAAUGUCCUGGAGAUUACUUUCUGGGGUUUGUAGAUGUAUGAAACGUUUUUUAAGUUUGUCCAGAGUUUUUACAGAAAUGAAACUUGUGUAAGGGCUCUUCUAGCCCUGAGGUGACAAAGUGGUUUAAUUAGUUAGCUCAGUGGUUCUCAAUCAUUUAUGUUUUGCCGACCCCUUGUGGAUCGGCGGAGAUGAUGGAAGACCCUGUUCGUGAGGAGAGGAGAGGAAAUGUAUAGGUUAAAUAUAAUAAUGAUUUAAUAAAUGAAUAUAACUAAGGGCUAAUGUGAAGUAGACCUCUCGUAUGGCGAAUUCGGGUGGUCAAUCGCCGGCGGAACCGAGCCGGCAGAACCGGCAACCAGAAACGCGCCGGCGGCAAACCAUGUGACCCUCGGCACCCGAACACGAAACGCCAGACAGUGGCACUUUACUUCGCCUCUCACCCGCGCAACACCGCGAGCAAGUGGCUGUCGUCACCCCACAGCGACUUGGAUUGACUCGAGUAGUGGCUGCUAAGUGACUUCACAUCAGUUUCGUUCUUUCAUUCAAUUUUUCUCACUGACCUCCUCUCCCAUUUCGGUAGUGACGACACCGGGCACAGUCUGGCACCUGUUCGGGCGGAAAAAAACAGCCAGAAAGUUUACGGUGCUUGAUAGAGAACCACCACCCGAAUGGUGCGCGCCGGCCGGAAACUCACUACGCGAACGUUUUCCGGCAAAAUAAGUUGCAGACGACUGACCACCGGAAUUCGCCAUUAUUGACAUACGAGAAAAAUCGCCCAAAAACUGACGCAUUUCUUCUCGACCGGAAAAAUGACAAUAUUUAUUCGUGAGCUAGACUGAUGAGGCAGAACUUCGCAGGCCUCUAAAAUGCCUUCGCAGACCCCUAUUUGAGAACCACUGAGUUAGCUAAUUAACUAAAAACUUGCUAAUUAACCCAUUUCGCCUUUUUUUUUUAGUGGCCACCACGGUCACCAUCUUGGCCCCAAUGCUAAAAAAAACCACGACGCAAGUGAUCCUUUUCUUUUUAUAAAUAAUCUGGACAUACAAAAUACACCCCAUUUAUAAAAAAAAAUCCGGACAGACCGAAAACACGGAACCCUACUUAUGAGCCCGCACUUUCCUUCGACCACUCUAAGAAAAGAUUUCUGUGAUGAAGUCUUGUUUUAGUGUUCCUUCAAAAUCGCUUCACCAUACUUGCCUUUACCCUAUACUCUGCAGCUUUUGAAGUGCCUGUAAAUGGAAGCUCCUAUGCAUUUUCUUUUUUUUUUUAUUGUUGUUACCAUGUCUUGGCUUAGGACGUACAAAUGAUCAUCUCCCGUCGAUAUGCUCCUUCGCCACAAUAAAACUGUUGAACAACAAGGACGUGGUGCCCCUCGA
Messenger RNA from Ixodes scapularis (black-legged tick), 4782 nucleotides. RefSeq names its product dual specificity mitogen-activated protein kinase kinase 6 (gene lic). The transcript is spliced from 8 exons. Bases 780 to 1814 code for a protein of 344 amino acids. Gene Ontology annotation, biological process: protein phosphorylation; stress-activated MAPK cascade. The record is from RefSeq and is a predicted model, not a curated record. Gene Ontology annotation, molecular function: ATP binding; MAP kinase kinase activity. NCBI's taxonomy places the organism in Eukaryota, Metazoa, Arthropoda, Arachnida, Ixodida, Ixodidae.